AUGGUACGAUCAGUUUUAUUAUUCAUUUUAACCAUGAAUAUUAUUAAUAUGGGUUAUACAGAGCUUGUUGAUUUCAUUUUCAAUGCAGCGUAUGUCUCUACCAAUAGCAGUGUUAUUAUAACAUACAACGAUACAUGCUCGGAAUGUAUCUGUCAAGGUUUACUUUCAAGUGUAUCUCCAUCAUAUGUAGGAUUAAAUUGCUAUAAUAAUAAAACAUGUGUAUUAUUUACUAAUUAUUCAUCAUUAUCAUCGAUGAUACAAGUAAAUCUUGAUUCAACAUUUAUAUUUAUACAACAACAAUCAUCAUUUCAAAAUACGUCAGCAGUAUCCUUUCCAUUGAACGGAGUUACUAUCGGUGGUUAUGGAAAUAGCACAGGUGGAAAUGCUAAUAACACUUUACAAAAUCCGUGGGGUUUAGCAAUAGGGGCAAACAACACUGUUUACGUCGCUGACUAUGGUAACGCUAGAGUGAUGCAAUUUCAAGUAGGAUCCUCAACAGGAUCAAUCGUUGCUGGUUCAACAACAAGCGGUAGUAAUGUCAAUCAAUUGAAAAAUCCAGCAGAAAUUUCUGUCGAUGCAAAUUCAAAUAUUUAUGUUAACGAUGAUUUUAACUAUAGGGUGAUGUUAUGGAGAAAGAAUGCAUCAUUUGGUGUCAUAGCAGCAGGUAACGCUUCAUCUGGGGCUAGUGCAACACAAAUCAGCCAGUCAGUAGGUUUAACUGUCGAUUCGCAGGGAAAUAUUUAUGUAAGUGAUACUGCCAAUCAUCGUGUGAUGAAAUGGACUCCGAAUGCCACGGCUGGCAUUCUUGUUGCUGGCCAGACAGGAGUGGCAGGUAGCGCCAACAAUUUGCUCAAUUGGCCCUAUGGACUUUAUCUUGAUGAAAAUAAUUCUUAUCUUUAUAUUGCUGAUCAACGAAAUUACCGAAUUCAACGAUACAGUCUCAGCAAUUCAACGUAUGGGACUACCGUAGCCGGCGGACAUGGAGCAGGAUACGCUAGUAAUCAAUUGGACACGCCAUAUGGUAUGUGCGUUUCGAAGAAGACGGGCAAUAUUUACAUUGCUGAUGCAAAUAACCAUCGAAUUCAGCUUUGGAGUCCAGGAGCGACAAGCGGCGUGACUGUCGUUGGUGUUACUAAAGUAAGUGGUGCUAAUGCGACGAUGUUAAAUACACCUUCGAAUGUUGCGUUGAACUCGGAUGAGACCUUUCUCAAGGAUGAAAGCAUUGAAGAUAUUAAACCAAUGAUGUUAUCAAAUUUAACAUAUCAUUUAUCGCAAUUAGAAGAAUUCUACUUUAAUUACAGUGCACAUUUCGAAGAAGAUUAUGAAACUGAUAUGUAUCUAGGAAAACGAGAUCAACUUAGUUCAUCAUUUCGGAUUGAACGACAAUGA
This is a messenger RNA of Adineta steineri, 1389 nucleotides long. Lineage: Eukaryota; Metazoa; Rotifera; Eurotatoria; Adinetida; Adinetidae. The record is from the annotation of a GenBank genome assembly.